Molecule: messenger RNA, 1834 nt
Organism: Drosophila ananassae
Lineage: Eukaryota; Metazoa; Arthropoda; Insecta; Diptera; Drosophilidae
Product: heparan sulfate 2-O-sulfotransferase pipe-like
Exons: 6
Coding region: 251-1495 (414 amino acids)
Cellular component (GO): membrane
Molecular function (GO): sulfotransferase activity
Source: RefSeq, a predicted model, not a curated record
GCCAACGCUCGAUCGACGUCUUAAAGUUGGCCAAAAAGGCGGCCAAGAGCCCCGAGGAACAUUCAGUCAAGCCGCGAUCGUCGAGCUCAACGGACGUCUAUCUUGAAACCCGUUCUCGUACCGGGAAUCGAAGUGAACUAUUUAUUGUGUACUGACCGGAAAAUUCUUAUUGGCCAAGAAAGGUCUGCCAAAGAUCUCAAGCGAUCUCCCGGCGCAUUUUUUGUGCUUAUUUUUGUGUAAUUCUCAUUGAAUGUCUCUGAACGCCGAACGUUCGUACAAAAUGAAGCUGCGCGAUGUGGAAAAUGCCUUUAAAUAUCGGCGUAUACCGUACCCCAAGCGUUCGGUGGAGCUGAUAGCCCUGCUGGCUAUUUCGUGCACCUUUUUCCUAUUCAUGCACACGAAUAAGCUGAACAGUCGCCUCAAGGAGAUGGAGGUGAAGCUGCAGCCCUCGGAGUUCUCGGCCCUGGGUAUUACCGGCAAUCACAUCAGUGGACACGAUGCGGGCAAACACGACGAUAUCAAUACCCUGCAUGGCACCUAUCAGUACCUGAAGAGCACUGGCCAGAUGGCUUCUCUUAAUGUCAGGGACUUGAACAACACUCGUAAGGCUCAAAUGGAACUGGUGUUCUUCAAUCGAGUUCCCAAGGUGGGAAGCCAAACCUUUAUGGAGCUCCUUCGCCGGCUUUCAGAGCGUAACAAUUUCCAGUUCCAUCGGGAUGCUGUCCAGAAAGUGGAGACCAUUCGAUUGGCAGAGGAUCAGCAGCAGGAAAUGGCUGAGGUGAUCAGCGAGCUGCCGGAGCCAUCGGUGUUUAUAAAGCACGUUUGCUUCACCAACUUCACAAAGUUCAAUCUACCCAAACCGAUUUACCUGAAUGUGGUUCGUGAUCCCGUGGAGCGAGUGAUCAGUUGGUUCUACUACGUCAGGGCUCCUUGGUACUUUGUGGAGCGUAAAGCUGCCUUUCCGGACCUUCCGCUCCCUCAUCCUGCCUGGUUGAAAAAGGACUUUGAGACUUGUGUCUUGAGCGGCGACCAGGAGUGCACUUACACCCAAGGAGUUACAGUCGAGGGCAUUGGCGAUCAUAGAAGGCAGAGCUUGUUUUUCUGUGGCCACGACUACGAGUGCACACCCUUUAACACUGUGGGUGCCUUGGAAAAAGCCAAGUUCGCUGUGGAGCAGCAAUAUGCCGUUGUCGGUGUUCUGGAAGAUCUGAAUACUACACUCUCAGUGCUGGAAAAAUAUGUGCCCCGAUUCUUUGAGGGUGUUAGGGAUAUAUAUGCAACCAGUGCCGAAUACUUGACGAAGAUCAAUAAAAACAACUUCAAGCCGCCAGUCAGUGAGCAUGUAAAGGAUAUAGUGCGUCGCAACUUCACAAACGAGAUCGAGUUCUACCAGUUCUGUCGCCAGAGACUCCACAAACAAUAUUUGGCCGCCCAUUUGCCACAGCGCAUUAUUACAGAUUCGGCACAACAUUUUCCAGCCCUCUUGGGCAAUUAAAAUGUAAAUUGAGCAAACAAUAUUGAAAAACUCACGAACAAAUUGUAAAAAAACAAACAAGACAUACAAAAUCUUACUUGAAACUGUAGUCAGCUAAGUUCCCCAAUACGUUGUAGCGAAUUAAUUGUUUUCUCUUGUGUAUAUUUUCAAAGUGGUUAUCAAAAAAUAUGACAAAUCCAUCUUAUAUUUAUAUUGAUUAGUAAGUACUUAAUGUUAGAAUGACCUGAAUUUGAAUUGUGAUGUCUUCAAGUGAACUGUUGAAAUUUUUGUUUUAGUAUUUUAGUUGUAAGAUUGCGAUAAUACAUUGUAUAAACUAAUAAAUGAAUAUUUUUAAGAACA